This is a messenger RNA of Exophiala spinifera, 1089 nucleotides long. RefSeq lists its product as uncharacterized. Bases 1 to 1089 code for a protein of 362 amino acids. NCBI's taxonomy places the organism in Eukaryota, Fungi, Ascomycota, Eurotiomycetes, Chaetothyriales, Herpotrichiellaceae. The transcript is spliced from 2 exons. Gene Ontology annotation, cellular component: mitochondrion. The record is from RefSeq and is a predicted model, not a curated record.
AUGCUCGCUCGACGACUACCCCUCUGCUCUCCUCAAGCUUCCUCCUUCUUCCGCGCCUUCACCACCUCCGCUCUAUCUCGAGAACCUGCUCGCUCCCCAGGCCUAGGCGACAUCACACCCGACGGCACCGAUGCUUUCAUCACCCGGCAAAAGGAAUUCCGUGACGGUCUCGAAGCGACCAAGAAGAGAAAAGAACAAGCUGAAAGUCAGUCUCCAGUUACUGCCUCCCCCAAUGCGUCUGAUAGUGCUUCUGGUGUCUUUAAUUCUCUUGGACUGGGCUCACUUUCUACCGCCCCUCAUGCAGAAGAAGCAAGGCAAGCCGAGACAGAUACCUCAACCAGACGCUCCGGAAAACUCUCGAGUCUGAUCUACGGCACCCCUGAAGGUCAGCAGCUAGACAAGGAGAUGGAACGCUCCUUCUCCCAGGUCCUCGCUCGCGGCAAAUACGUCCAUUCGAUCGUCUUCCACGACGUCAAGCCUGACAAGGUCGAUGAGUAUGUCGAACUUGUAGGUAGCUGGUACCCCAAGAUGGCGAACAUCCCCGAGAAUAAGGUUCACCUGGUGGGAAGUUGGAGAACAGAGGUCGGCGAUUGUGAUACAUUCGUACACAUUUGGGAAUAUCAACGCUACACAGGCUACCAUGCGUCAUUACACAGCAUCUCCCACCACCCUGAAUUUCCGGACUUCGACAAGAAGCUGAAGAGUCUGAUCAACUCAAAGAAGGUUUCGCUGAUGCAGGAGUUUUCAUUCUGGCCAACAACUCCCCCACGGAAGCUGGGUGGUUUGUUUGAGCUGCGAUCCUACACACUACACCCGGGUAAUCUACUGGAAUGGGAAACGCAUUGGCGAAAUGGACUGAAAGCGAGGAGAGAGGUAAUGGAGGGUGUAGGAGCCUGGUUCGUCCAGAUUGGAGACCUGAACACUGUCCAUCACUUGUGGCAGUUUGCAGACCUCGAGGAGCGUAAGUUGCGUCGAGAACAAUCCUGGGGUGUGGAGGGAUGGGCAGACACAGUCCACAAAACCGUGCCGUUAAUCCAGACUAUGAAGAGCAAGAUUCUCAUUCCCAUGCCUUGGAGUCCCGUGGGAUGA